AUGGCGUGGCAGCAGCAGCUGCUGCAGCAGCAGCAACUGCAGCAACAGCAGCUGCAACAGCAGCAACUGCAGCAGCAGCAACUGCAGCAGCAGCAGCUGCAGCAGCAACAGCUGCAGCAGCAGCAGCUACAGCACCCACAGAUGCAGCAGCCGCAGCUGCAACAGCACCAGCUGCAGCAACAGCAGCUGCAGCACCCACAGAUGCAGCAGCAGCAGCUCCAGCACCCACAGAUGCAGCAGCAGCAGCUGCAGCAGCAGCAGCUGCAGCAGCAGCAGCUGCAGCACCCGCAGAUGCAGCCCCCAAUGGCUCGUAGCCAGUGGGCUGAGCAGCAGCAAGAGUGGUCUGCAGAUCAGCGUUGGCAGCAGCAGCAGCAGCUGCAGCAGCAGCAGCACUUGCAGCAGCAGCUGCUGCUGCAGCAGCAGCAGCCUCAUGCACACGGUUCUGUAGCUGGACUCGCCUCCUGGCAGCAGCAGCUGGGACCUCCGCAGCAGCAUGUGCUGCCGCAGCAGCAAGCCCCACAGCCGCUGCACCAGCAGCAGCAGCAGCAGCACCACGGGGUGCCGUUGCAGCACAUGGGCUUCCAGCAGCAGCCUGUGCUGCAGCAGCAGCAGCCUGUCCCGCCGCAGCAGCAGCCUUUGCUGCCGCCGCAGCAAGCUGUGCUGCAGCAGCAGCCACUGCUGCAGCAGCAGCAGCCUAUGCAACAGCAGCAGGCCUCCUCCCCACAAGGGGGCCCCCUAGGCCAACCCCUCAAAGGGCCCCCUAGUGCAGCAGCGCAGCCUAUGUGGGGCAGAGAGGUGCAGCAGCAGCAGCAGCUGCAGCAGCAGCAGCAACAACAACUGCAGCAGCAGCAGCAGCAAGUACCGCAGCAGCAGCAGCAGCAAAUGCCGCAGCAGCAACAGCAGACGCUGCAGCAACCGUUCGCAGCUGCAGAAAGCCUCCCGCAACAGCAGCAGCACCAGCAGCACCACCAGCAGCAGCUUCAGCAGCAGCAGCAGCAGCAGCGAGAAGAAGAAGCAACUCGCGAAGCAGAG
This is a messenger RNA of Eimeria tenella, 1032 nucleotides long. RefSeq lists its product as uncharacterized. The record is from RefSeq and is a predicted model, not a curated record. NCBI's taxonomy places the organism in Eukaryota, Apicomplexa, Conoidasida, Eucoccidiorida, Eimeriidae. The annotation marks the transcript as partial. The transcript has 2 exons.